AUGGAAAAGAACAACAAAAAUGAUAACAGGAAUAAAGAAGUUGCUCCUUUUAUCACAGUUUUGUAUGAACUUGUCAAUGACCGCAGUGCACAAGAUGAUAUUUGUUGGUCAACAGACUCAACACACCCCGGUUUUGUAGUGUUAAAUCCAAUCAGACUUUCAAAAGAAUUUCUUCCAAAGUAUCUUAGACACUCCAAUUACGCGGCGUUUGUAAAACAGAUGGAGGUUUAUGGGUUUCAACAGGUCGAACACCCACUUGGACUGUGUUAUAUGCACCCGGAUUUCAAAAAAGGUCAUAAGGAGUUGCUAUAUAAAAUUCACAAAAAUUUAAUUAACAAUUAA
Entamoeba invadens IP1 is the source of this 342-nucleotide messenger RNA. RefSeq names its product heat shock transcription factor, putative. Gene Ontology annotation, biological process: regulation of DNA-templated transcription. The record is from RefSeq and is a predicted model, not a curated record. Gene Ontology annotation, molecular function: DNA-binding transcription factor activity; sequence-specific DNA binding. The coding region runs from base 1 to 342 and encodes 113 amino acids. NCBI's taxonomy places the organism in Eukaryota, Evosea, Mastigamoebida, Endamoebidae. The transcript is spliced from 2 exons.